Molecule: messenger RNA, 650 nt
Organism: Coprinopsis cinerea okayama7#130
Lineage: Eukaryota; Fungi; Basidiomycota; Agaricomycetes; Agaricales; Psathyrellaceae
Exons: 2
Coding region: 59-295 (78 amino acids)
Source: RefSeq, a predicted model, not a curated record
AGCUUUUUAGCGGUCUGGUUUCUCAACAUACGUUCUCUACUUUCUCUUUCUCUCCCUCAUGUCCACCAAUUCAACCACUCCUCCACCCGAGAUUGACCCCAACGACCCUCUGGCCCUCUAUUCACGCGCCCUGCACGAGUACACCCUUCGUCUCUGGGCGGAAUCCAGAAGAGCUGCUGAGCAACAGACCUCCCGCGCUCAACCACCCACUACGACUAGUGGUGGCCACCACCACCAACAACCCCAGGGCGAGAGCAAGUCGUCGAGCUCAACAAACACGCAAGGAGAACCCUGACGAUUUUCCCGAUCGAUUGUCCUCGACCACACUGCGCUCAGUUUAGGAGGUCCAAGUGGAGUCGCCUUCGCUCGUCUCACUUCUGGUCGACGACUCUUGAAGCCUCGCGAAUCAUCCACGGAAAAUUCAUCCAUCUCAUAAAUCAACGUUACACGUUCUAACAUCACACUCUUUCUCAAACUCGAUGCAAGGCCAACCACGACAUCCUUUUCCCCCUUCCCUGGCGGCUGCCCGCUCUGAAUAUAUGUUUUCUUCUCUCUCAUUAUAAUCCCGUUAUCAUGUAUCUUUGGGUUCACGAGGUGGAAAUGGGUUCAUCAUGUUGUAUUAUAGAUAUCGAUUGUACCUGACCUCUGUC